Messenger RNA from Actinia tenebrosa (Australian red waratah sea anemone), 951 nucleotides. Its product is annotated as dopamine receptor D5-like. NCBI's taxonomy places the organism in Eukaryota, Metazoa, Cnidaria, Anthozoa, Actiniaria, Actiniidae. Gene Ontology annotation, cellular component: membrane. The record is from RefSeq and is a predicted model, not a curated record. Gene Ontology annotation, molecular function: G protein-coupled receptor activity. Gene Ontology annotation, biological process: G protein-coupled receptor signaling pathway.
AUGGUCGAAAACAUUACAGAACCUAUUACUUCAAAUCUAUUGURUCCAAUCUCGGUAGAUUAUGACCCAUUCAACACCAGCAAGUAUCCUAAGCCAGCUAUGCCAACAUGGGUAUUAACUAAUAUCAUCAGUUUUGUCGUCGCUUUUCCAACAUUUUACAUCAAUCUGUUGGUUAUUUGGACCAUACUUGAAAAAGAGAACCUCAGAUCGACCAGCUAUAACCUACUGCUUGCCAUCCUUUCCCUGACUGAUUUGCUGGUGGGACUUGUGGUACAACCACUAUUUAAUAUUGCUCAUCUUUGWGGUUUAUUGAGAUGUGCUUACUCUUGUGACUUGGUUGUUGUCUACUCCAUUGCAGUUUUUGUUUGUGUUGGAUGGUCUGUUUCCUCCUUAACGAUGAUCAGCGUGGAAAGAUACUUAUCCAUAGAACAUCCACUGUACUACAGGGCACAAGUCAAUACCAAGAAACUGAUAAUAGCGACUGCAGUAAUGUGGAUUUUGAUGCCACUGUUUCUUGCGGUGAGUAGAUUUCAAUCCAACUACUCUUACAAGAUAARGCAAGCUCCGAUAGGAGUGACUUUCGGUCUAAGCGUUAUAAUUAUCUUCUUCUGCCUGACAAAAGUAAACCUAACAGCCCGUCGUCAGAUGAGAGCCAUCAACGUCCAACAAGUAGCCGUACARCAGACAACAACCAAGAACAGAAUCAAGGAAUACAAACGUACUUUUGCACUAGGGAUUUUAGCACUAGCGUCUGUAGUCUUUUACCUUCCAACAUUCAUCGUCAAAAUUAUUGGCGUUACCAAAGGAUUAGAAUGGAAUGAGGACUUCAAAUACAUAUCCCAACACAUCUUUUUGACAUUCAUUCACCUUCAGUCCCUCGUCAAYCCUCUCAUCUUAUCUCUUCGUCUUUCGUAUAUCCGUGCUGGUGUCACGAAGAAACUCCGGUGCUAG